Messenger RNA from Pseudovirgaria hyperparasitica, 1171 nucleotides. RefSeq names its product homologous-pairing protein-like protein 2. The transcript is spliced from 3 exons. Gene Ontology annotation, biological process: homologous chromosome pairing at meiosis; meiotic joint molecule formation; meiotic strand invasion involved in reciprocal meiotic recombination. NCBI's taxonomy places the organism in Eukaryota, Fungi, Ascomycota, Dothideomycetes, Acrospermales, Acrospermaceae. Gene Ontology annotation, molecular function: double-stranded DNA binding; recombinase activator activity. Gene Ontology annotation, cellular component: condensed nuclear chromosome; DNA recombinase auxiliary factor complex. The record is from RefSeq and is a predicted model, not a curated record. The coding region runs from base 147 to 776 and encodes 209 amino acids.
AUCGCGGUCUACACCUGACUCUCGUCUGUUUGCUUCCCAGUUCUAACUGGCGAGCGAUCUAGUUCUCCGUUUCGUUGCAUCACAGUGUUUGUCUUUCGUCUCGUGCCCAAUACAAUUGCUCUCCGCAUAACGAAAUUUCAUGUACAAUGGCGCCUCGAAAGGAACCGAAAGAGCCAAGAGAGAACGCCGCUGACAUGAUUCUCACGUACCUCCGCAAGCAGAAUCGUCCCUACUCUGCAACCGAUAUCUCCGCCAAUUUACACAAUAAGGUGACUAAAGCUGCGACUGCAAAGCUUCUGAAAGACCUACACGAGCGCAAGGAGAUCGAAGGUCGCGCCGCCGGCAAGCAGAUUGUGUACCACUCAGUCCAGUCCGCAGACGACGGUGCUUCACCAGAGGAUCUUGCGGCCAUUGAUGCCCAGAUCAACACCUACCGUUUCCAAACAUCAGAUCUGCAAGCCUCCAUCAAAGUCCUGAAAGGCAGACUCUACACACUAUCAUCGACGAUGUCCACCGUGGACCUCGUAGCGACCAUGGCGAGUCUUGACGCCGAGAGAGCUGAGAUAUUGGCGCGACUUAGCCCGCUUCGUGCUGGGAGUGUUAAGCCAGUUGACACAGCGGAGAUGAAGCAUGUAGAUGCUGAGUUGAACAAGUGGACCGGCAUUGAGGUGAGACGACGAAAGAUUGAGGCCGAAAUGUGGGCGCUAAUGAGAGAUCUGUUGCCGGAGGGUACGGAUCAUGCAGAGCUGAGAGAGAAGCUGGGGCUGGACGAGUGAGGACACUGUCUGGACAUGUCUCUAUCCUUCUAACUUUGACUCAUGUUGCUACGGAGAUCUAUUCUGGGUGAACAGGUCAGAGUGUAAGUAUUUUAGAUCUGUGUGAGUAAUGGUAUCCAUGGUCAUCACAAAGAGCUUCGGAUGAAAGCACAUCCCUAAGCUAGUGUCUCAUCAAGUUGUAAAUCGGAAGGAAGGAUGAUCAUCACCAAGAUUAUCGACAUCGUCUCCCUCCAGCCGCCAAUCCCUCUCACCCCUAUCUCUUUUUUUGUUCUCUCUUCUGACGCCAAAGAACAGUAUGGUGCAAGAAGCGCCGCAUACCCACAGAAGCCCAAGAGAAACACCAUAGCCCGUCGGAUACCGAGGUCUCUCACUGUCCAGAAAAAUAUUCGACGCGA